Messenger RNA from Sesamum indicum (sesame), 1730 nucleotides. Its product is annotated as protein ABIL2. NCBI's taxonomy places the organism in Eukaryota, Viridiplantae, Streptophyta, Magnoliopsida, Lamiales, Pedaliaceae. The record is from RefSeq and is a predicted model, not a curated record.
UGCUCCAAAAACAGGGUUGAAGACCUGAAACUCCAACGUCAAAUGCUUCAAAUUCUCUUUACAUAUAAUUAUACCAACGUGCUACUGUUCCUUUUCUCUUCUUCUUCUUCUAAAUCAGUUCUUGUUCCAAUUUUUUAACGAUAUCCCACCAACAACAAGUUAAAAAGGGGAAGAGCCCACAAAAAACUUGUCGUUUUUGAUUGGGGUUUAGUCAAAAUCUUGGUACCAAACCACAACAGUGACUUUGAUGUCUUUUGGGCCUAUUUUAUGUUGUCUUGUUCCGGGUUUCUUCAAGGCUGCACUCUAUGAUCAAAGUUGAGUGGGAGAGUGAUUGUGAUUGUGGGGUGGAUAUAAUUUUGCAUCUUGCAAGUGUAGGAGGAGGAUAAAGAGCAGAGUGUUUUCAGCAGACUGUUUCUUGCUUGUGGGGAUUUUGUGUUUUGUUGCUCGGGAGACUGAAGGAUAGUUCAGAAUUUUGGUUGGUCAAGGAUAAGGACUUUCUAGCUACUAUUUCAGUCGCUCCGUCAUGGAGACAAUGACUGCAACUGCUUCGAUGCCCUUUCCUCGUGAGCCAGCAAAUUAUGACGAGGUCUCUAUGCAGCAAAGUAUGCUAUUUUCUGAUAGUCUGAAGGAUUUGAAGAACCUUAGGAAACAGCUUUACUCAGCUGCAGAAUACUUCGAGUUGUCUUACACUAAUGACGACCAAAAGCAUAUAGUGGUGAAUACAUUGAAAGAUUAUGCCAUUAAAGCUCUUGUCAAUACGGUGGACCAUUUGGGUUCAGUUACCUAUAAGGUCAAUGAUUUGUUGGAUGAAAAAGUUGAUGAAGUUUCGGGAACGGAACUCCGUGUCUCUUGCAUUGAGCAGAGGUUGCGGACAUGCCAGGAGUAUAUUGAUCGUGAAGGUAUUUCUCAGCAGUCGUUGGUCAUAAACACUCCCAAUUACCAUAAACGAUACAUCUUGCCAGUGGGAGAGACUAUGCAUGGAGCUGUUCGCACCAAAUCAAAGUACCAAGGAUGCAGCCUAGAUGAUGGAGACGAGUGGCAUCAAUUUAAGAAUGCUAUUCGAGCUACAAUCCGAGAAACUCCACCACCCUCUAUACUCGGUAAAGGGCGCUCUCCUUCACCGUCACCAAAACUUGCCCAGCAACCGGGGAACUUUUCAUUCUCUGGCAACAUCCCGAAGAAAGAUUUAGAAAGGAGAACAGUGUCACCGCACCGGUUUCCACUUUUACGAUCGGGCUCCCUCUCCAGUAAGCCUACAACUCCAAGAAGUUCAAAUCCUAGUACCCCAAAUCGAAGCCGGCCAACCACCCCAAAUCCAUCUCUAGGAAGGCAACCUUAUAUUUCUGAACCUCGAAAGUCAGCUUCAAUGCGCAUUCGUGUUGAGAAAGAAAGUCCCAAAGACAGCGGUGAACAAUACCCCAGCAAAAGUAAACGUCUGCUGAAAGCUUUGCUCAGUCGACGCAAGUCAAAGAAAGAUGAUAUGUUGUAUACUUAUCUGGAUGAAUACUGAUGGAAAUCAGGGGGUGAUAGAGAGAAGAGCUGCAGGGAAGGUGUCCUUUAGACCACCUUUGCCAACACCCUGUCUUUCUUUCAGGAGAUUCUUUGGAAGAGUUAUACCAUUUUGUUUUCCUCUUUUGGCCUCAAUUUCACAUCCCAUUUUGAUGGUAUUUUUAUGAUAACUGUAAUCUAUAAGAAACAUAUUUCUUAAUAUUAAUGCAAACUUUACAAGA